Rotaria sordida is the source of this 663-nucleotide messenger RNA. Lineage: Eukaryota; Metazoa; Rotifera; Eurotatoria; Philodinida; Philodinidae. The record is from the annotation of a GenBank genome assembly.
AUGGUCGAUCAACCUCAUCUUCAUCGUUCUGCUGAAAUUGAAGAUUUAGCUCAUCUAACACAAGAAGAUAUAAAUAAACCACUUGUUGAUAAUAAACAAAAGUCAAAACAAGCAUUAAUUAUUGUUGAUAUUCAAAAUGAUUAUUUUCCAGGUGGUAAAUGGACUCUUAAUGGUAUGGAUGCUGCUGCAGAUAAUGCAGCUCGAUUAAUAUCAGCAGCACGUUCUACUGAUGAUUUAAUUGUUCAUGUUCGUCAUGAAUUUCCAACAAGUGAUGCACCAUUUUUUGCACAAGGAUCAGUUGGUGUUCAAAUUCAUUCAAAAGUACAAAAUCGUGAAGAUGAACAUGUUAUUGUUAAAAACCAUAUAAAUGCAUUCCGUGAUACAAAACUUAAAGAAAUUCUUGAUCGUAAUGGUAUUCGAAAUCUUAUUAUAUGUGGUGCAAUGAGUCAUAUGUGUAUUGAUGCUAUAACACGUGCUGCACAUGAUUUUGGAUAUAAUUGUAUUGUUAUUCAUGAUGCAUGUGCAUCUCGUGAUCUUGAAUUUAAUGGUAUUAGAAUUCCAGCUGAAUAUGUACAUGCUUCUUUUAUGGCUGCACUUGAAUUUGCUUAUGCUAAAACUAUUUCUACUCAAGAAUUUCUUAAACAACAAAAAUUUCAAGAUUAA